AUGGGUCGGCUCGCAGACCUGGUGUUGAGUGUGCCUGGUACUCGACCACUUGUAACCGCGCUGGCUCGUUGGUACCGUCGCGAGGUCGAGCAGGAGCUGCGCAAGUUCGGCCUGCGCUACGAUGACCUGCUUCUUGAGACGGAUCCUGAGGUGAGCGCCGCGCUUGAGCAGUUACCGCCCGCCGAACAGGAACUGCGCUGGAAACGCAUCAAACGAGCCCUUGACCUAUCGAUGAAGAAAACGUACUUGGCAGAGAAUAUUGCGCAACAGGAAGACGUGUGGAACCCUUACUUGCGUGAGCGCGUCUCCCUGAUAAAGCAGAAGAGGCAGGAGCUGAUUGAGUCCGGUGAAUAA
Molecule: messenger RNA, 354 nt
Organism: Cyanidioschyzon merolae strain 10D
Lineage: Eukaryota; Rhodophyta; Bangiophyceae; Cyanidiales; Cyanidiaceae
Product: cytochrome c reductase subunit 7(VI)
Exons: 1
Coding region: 1-354 (117 amino acids)
Biological process (GO): mitochondrial electron transport, ubiquinol to cytochrome c
Source: RefSeq, a predicted model, not a curated record